AUGAUGGGCUCUGCAUCACGUCGUCAGAGGUAUAGAUGGUGCUGUGUUUCCCGCCGAGCACGGGAUCCAUGUUUAUAACGAUUCUAUCACUGUCGAUUUGAAAAGACUCAAGAAUGGAAGUCAUGCAGAAACCUAAUGCACAAUGUUUGGACUGCAAUCGUUGCAACUUUCGUGCCAAUGAUUCUGAAAGUAUACAGAUUCACAUAGGAACCAUCCAUCCAGAGUUAUGUGAUGAAAUGGAUACUGGUGGUUUGGGAAAGUUAGUAUUUUAUCAAAAAAGUGCAAGGUUAUUUCAUUGUCAUAGAUGCUUCUUCACAAGCAAGAUGUUUUGUAAUGUUUAUUAUCAUAUCUUGGCUCAGCACUCACCUGACAAAUGGAUAAGUGAAGAUAAAGAUAUGGCAGAAACAAAGUCAGAGCCAUCUUCGGUUAAGGACUCUGUGAAAAAUGAUUCUGAAAGUGGGACAAGUGAAGAUGAAAAACCACCAGAUGAGGAGAAAAUAAAAUUAACUGAAGUAAUAAAAGCUGAUGAAAAUGAUACUCUCACAUCGUGGCCAGAAAAGGUUCCAAAUCUGGAUAAUCAAGAGAACUUGGACACUGAAUUUAAAAACGGUACUAUUGAAAAGGCAUCUGCUGAAUCACCAGAUAUCAAAAAAAAGGAAUCAAGUAUUGAUCGUGACAUGUUGGAGUCAGAAUCUAGCAGCAUCAGCAGUACCCUAAGCAAAGCAAAUUCUGUUCAUGUGGUGUUUUCUGAACGUAAUGUAUUAGCCUCACAAAUAAAAGACAUUCCAGAAUUUUCAAGUGAUGACGAGUCCCCAGCUCUACCAGAUGGCAUACCACAUUUCUCUGAAGAUGAAGAAACAAUAACACAAACAAAGGAGUUGGAAGAGUUAUCUGGCGAUGAAGCUUUAUUAGAUCAUAAUAAAGGUAUUGAAGACAUUUCUGAAGAUGAAAUGCCAAAAGAGGAAAAUGUCAUAGAUGAUGUAUCUGAAGAUGAAGCUCCUGUACAGUCAAAGGGUCUGGCAGACUCUUUUGAAGAAGAGGAGGCUGCUUCCAAGGCUAAAGUAGUGAUGGAGUUUUCAGAGGAGGAAGAGGAGGAGACCCCAGCUCUCUCUAAAGAAAUUAUGGAGUUUUCAGAAGAAGAUGAAGAAGAACCCAUUAAUGUUGCUAAGAAUAUCAUGGAGUUUUCAGAAGAGGAAGACACCACAGAGGUAUCUAAAAAUAUCAUGGAGUUUUCAGAAGAGGAAGAGACCACAGAGGUAUCUAAAAAUAUCAUGGAAUUUUCAGAAGAGGAAGAAACUACAGAAGCAACCAAAAACAUCAUGGAAUUUUCUGAAGAGGAAGAUGCCCCAGCAUUAUCAAAGGACAUUAUGGAGUUUUCUGAAGAAGAAGAAACCCCUUCAGUAUCAAAGGGUAUUAUGGAAUUCUCAGAAGAAGAGGCUACGUCACCUCAGUUGAAAGAUAUGCCCAAAUAUUUUGAUGGUAAUUCAACACCAACACAGUCUAAAGACACAGAAUAUGUUGAUAUUGAUACUUCUGCCUCAAAAAUAUCAGCAUUAUCAGGGGAAGAAUCUUCUGCUGAAGGACUGUCAGCUGAAUCAAAGGAUUUAAGAGAUAUUUCAAAGAGUGAAAACACUCCAAUUCGCUUAGCAGGUGUUCCUCCACUUCCAGAAUAUGUUGCUCCAUCUUGGUCCAAAGAAUUACUGGACUCUUCAGAUGGUGGUGAUAUUUCAACUGUUACACAAGACACCUCUGAUUCCUUAGACGAUCAUCUUGUUAAAGAAGAAGAAAUAAUGAAAAAUGUUCGCCGUGUAAAAGGAAAAUUUUAUUGUAUGCUAUGUGAGUGUCGCCCCCUCAAAAAAGGACCUAUCAUGCAUCAUUUGAUUACUAGACAUCAAAUACCAAGUCCAUUUGUAUGUAAAACAUGUGGGAAAAUAUUUUUGCUGGAAACCCAUCUCAAACACCAUCUUUCGACUCAUUCCAAGGGCUUAUUCAAAUGUAGCCGCUGCAGUUUUCAAACUGACCAUUCAAGGGGAUUUAAAAAACAUCAAACACACUGCCAAAGCCGGCAUAAAGAGGAUGAAGAUAAAACUUUGUUGGACUUCAGUGAGGAGACUAAAGAGGAGGAGGAGGAGGAGGAGGAGUUGGAGGAGGAGGAGGAGGAGGAGGAGGAAGAAGAUGACUAAUUAUUUUGGUCAUAUAAUUUUUACAACAAACUGAUUGUAAAUACAAAAACUACUAAUUUGGUUUAUGUACAAACAAUUGAAGGUGCAUUGGGAUAGUAUUAAGCCCCUUUGUACUGUUUUGUACUGAUUCCUUAACCAAGAAUUGUUCCUUUUUGUUUAAUGUACAUGAUGUUUUACUUUUUUUGAAAACUUAAUAUGCAUCACUUUGGGUUCCCCCAGUUUUGGCUGUAUACAAAAUGUUUCAGUGCCCAAAAGGUGUCUGACUGGUUCCUGCAUAGCACAUCAAUGCAGGUCCUCCUUACUUUUUGUUUUGAUCUGUCAUAGGGGACACGACAAGAUAAUGGUGGUUGUAAAUAAUUUGCAUCAGAUGCCAGGCUGUAUUGGCAGAUAAGUGUAUUUCACACAUAUUUUAUGAAAGCAGCUUUAUUUUUGUUCACUCCCUCCAAGGAUCAUGCCAACCUUUUUCCCUUGCUAGUUGUAGGGGAUGGUUGACAGAUGAGUAAUUUUUGUUUAACUUUUAAGUGUUUCCUGUUUAGUUUGUCUUGGCUUUGAAAAAUAGUAUGUUAAUGCUGUAAGUGGACAAAUGCCUUAAAACAUUCUUCUCCUCAUGUUGCACCUUAGAAGGUACACGUAGACUUAUUUAUUGCAAUGUAUGCAAUCUUUACUAGAUGAAAGCCACAUAGACUACUAAUCAGACCAUAAAUGAAAAUAAACUUCAAAGUGUACUUUGCAUUAACAAAUUGUUGGUAUAUAUUUAAUAUCUGCAUUGUGUUGGUAAAACUCCAAGCUUUUACAUAGAUUAAAAGAUACAGCAUGGUUACCUGAAGAUCAUGUCCUCCUCUUUUUUGUGUGUAACAGCUCUUGGCCUCCAUAGUUGUCAUUACACCUUGUCUUUAGACUUAAAGAGUAAGAGGGGUUAAUUAAAGAUAAUGAGAAUAAUGCUACAUCUCUACUGCAAUUUGGUGCAGUGUAAAUGUAAAAUGUUGCUUUAGUUAGACAUGUAAAAAAAAAAAAUUUGUAAAUAAAUGUCCUUUAGACAUGUGAUAAACUAUAAUUAUGCCAUUUCUAGUCUGUAAGAGAAACUGUAACAUUAUUGAAAAUGCAAGCAUUCAUGGCAAGAUAGAUUGACCGAAAGGUGGCCACUAGGGUCCAAGGGUUAGAUCGGGACCCUGGAAGAGACCUGGCUAAUCAUGGCACCCAUUCACCAUCCUCAUGUGAAAUCUGACCCGGACCUCAAACUAUUAAAGGAACACUAUAGCCUUAAUAAUACAAAACUGUAUUCCUAAUGCUUUACUGCACCUCUACCCUAAGGUAUUGCCUGCUCUCUGCCCCCUCCCCCUCUCCCCCCCCCCCCCCAUGUUUGAAAGGGUUAAAAAGAAGAGGGUUUAAAGAUGCUGUGUCCCCUCAUGCAAAUUGUUAAACUCUGUAAAAAUGCAGGAAUAAUCUUUAGUUUCUUUAAAACUGCAGUGUUUUACAUUGCAGGGCUAAGGGGACAGGGACACUACUCCCAGACCACUUCAAUGAGAUGAAGUGAUCUGGGUGCCUAUAGUGUCCCUUUGUCUACCCUAGGGUACUGUGGGAUCCCAAUCCUUCUAUAAGCAGUCUUUUGUAAAUUCUAUUUCUAUGGUCCAUUUGUAUAUUAUUAGUAUAUUGAUUUCUUAAUUUGUUACAUUAAUCCUUUUGGUUUAUUUGUUAGGCUGUAAUUGCUAUUUGACAUAGACUUGCAUGUAUUUUCUUUUUGU
This is a messenger RNA of Pelobates fuscus (common spadefoot toad), 3925 nucleotides long. RefSeq names its product chromosome alignment maintaining phosphoprotein 1 (gene CHAMP1). The record is from RefSeq and is a predicted model, not a curated record. Gene Ontology annotation, biological process: attachment of mitotic spindle microtubules to kinetochore. Lineage: Eukaryota; Metazoa; Chordata; Amphibia; Anura; Pelobatidae. The transcript is spliced from 2 exons. Bases 114 to 2183 code for a protein of 689 amino acids.